AUGGGCUUGAGCGACAUCCUGGCGGCGCUCUACUCCUGCCUCCCGGAGACCCCGUCCUCUCCCGUCGCCUCCCUCCCCGCCGUCACCUCUGACGACGGCGGGGAGGACCGCAUCAGCGCGCUCCCGGACGACAUCCUGCGCGGCGUCGUCUCCCGCCUCCCCGCCAAGGACGCCGCCCGCACCGCCGCGCUCUCCCCGCGCUGGCGCGGCCUCUGGCGCUCCACCCCGCUCGUCCUCGAGGACAUCCACCUCCUCAUCCGGCCGUCGGGCCAGCGAGGCGGGUUCGAGUUCGACUCGAGCGCCCUUGCCGGCGCCGUCUCGCGCGUCCUCGCCUCCCACCCGGGCCCCUUCCACUGGGUCCACAUCUCCAGCAACUGCAUGGCCGGCCAGGAGGAGGCGCUCGCCAAGUGGCUCCGCCUCUUGGUCGCCAAGGGCGUGGAGACCCUCGUCCUCGUCAACCGCCCCUGGCCGCUCGACGCGGCGCUGCCGGCGUCCAUCCUCCGCUGCGCCUCGCUCCGCCGCCUCUACCUCGGCGUCUGGCACUUCCCGGACACGUCGCGCGCCAACGCGCCCCCACGCGGCCCCGGCGUCUUCCCCCGCCUCCAGGAGCUCGGCAUCUGCCACACCAUAAUGCAGGAGCGCGACCUGGAGUACCUGCUCGCCUGCAGCCCCGAGCUCAAGACCUUCGCGCUCAUCCUCAGCUACAUCGCCCCGUCGCGCGUCUCGAUCAGCAGCAGCAGCCUCUGCUGCGUGCUGGUCUGGUUGUCCAUGCUGUACGAGGUCGACGUCGUGGCCGCCCCACGACUGCAGCGGCUCAUCCUGCAGAGCAUUGGAACUAGGCGCACCACCAAAGUCAAGAUUGGGCAUGCUCCUGAGCUCACCGUGCUCGGCUACCUGGAGACGGCGAACCAUGUGCUGCAGAUCGGCAACACCAUCAUCAAGGCUGGGGUAACAAAAGUGGCCCCAAAUGCUGUGGUUCCAAGUGUCAAGGUGCUAGCUUUGAAGGUGGAUUUCGGAGUGGCCGAGGAAGUGAAGACCCUGCUCAGUUUCCUGAGAUGCUUCCCCCAAGUCGAGACCCUACACGUCAUGUCCUCCAACAAGAAGGAAGAGGAAGAGGACGAGCAGGACGAGAAAGACGCGGGUGAUGCCAGUGGCGAGCAGCUAAUCAUCCCCACGUUCUGGGAGGAGGCCGGCCCGAUCGGGUGCGUGGAGUCGCAAGUGAAGAAGGUGGUGCUGAACCAGUUCACCGUGGGCGCCAACGAGCUGGGAUUCCUUAAGUUCGUGAUCGCGAGGGCUCAAGUGCUGAAGAGGGUGGUGCUGGUGCUGGACCCCGGGAUGAGCCCCACGGCGGCGAAGGAGGCAUUGAGCAAGCUGGCGACGCAGCUGCCUUCCGCGAAGUGUGUCAAUGAGAACGUGGAGUUCAUGGGGCUCCCGCGCCCAAUGGCUGCCUGGAGCUACCAGAUCGCGUCUGAUCUCUCCCUGAGCGACCCGUUUCCGGCUGAAGGCGGUAUAUUGGUGGAGCGUGAGUGA
Triticum turgidum subsp. durum (durum wheat) is the source of this 1530-nucleotide messenger RNA. NCBI's taxonomy places the organism in Eukaryota, Viridiplantae, Streptophyta, Magnoliopsida, Poales, Poaceae. The record is from the annotation of a GenBank genome assembly.